Molecule: messenger RNA, 228 nt
Organism: Lasiodiplodia theobromae
Lineage: Eukaryota; Fungi; Ascomycota; Dothideomycetes; Botryosphaeriales; Botryosphaeriaceae
Exons: 4
Coding region: 1-228 (75 amino acids)
Source: RefSeq, a predicted model, not a curated record
AUGAUCUGGCUGCGCCUGCUCGAGGUCUGGGCCACCACCCGCCUCCUCUCGAGCCCGGCCUUCCAUCGCGCUGUCCAGAAUGCCUACAGAAGGUUUCACCGCCUGCGCCACGGCACGCCAAUGGAAGAGAUGGGCGGCACCAAUAUCGACCGCAACCAGGGCCCGUCAUUUUUCAAGCACUUUAUCGACGAAAUCAAAGAACAACUCCGGAACACACCCCGGCGGUAG